Nyctereutes procyonoides (raccoon dog) is the source of this 675-nucleotide messenger RNA. RefSeq names its product tenascin-R-like. The transcript is spliced from 5 exons. Gene Ontology annotation, biological process: heart development; nervous system development; cell-substrate junction assembly. Bases 1 to 675 code for a protein of 224 amino acids. Lineage: Eukaryota; Metazoa; Chordata; Mammalia; Carnivora; Canidae. The record is from RefSeq and is a predicted model, not a curated record. Gene Ontology annotation, molecular function: integrin binding; proteoglycan binding.
AUGUGUUGUGUGUUUGGGGUAGGUCUGGAAGCACCAUCAAAUAUCCAUGAGGGCAAAGUAACAGACUCUUCCAUAGAAAUUCUCUGGAAUCGAGCUGAUGGGAAUUUUCAGCAUUAUGAAAUCACAUGCAUGAACUGUACUGCUGCUUUCAUGGUCCAGAAGGUAGUUCGAGAAGCAGCAACAUUCUCUAACCUGGAUCCUGCCACAGUGUACACUUUCUCAAUUCGCACUGAAAAAGAAGGUUUUAAAGACAGCACUCCUCAUAUAAAGGAAAUACAGACAGCCCCAAGUGCAGCUGAAUUUAUGAACCAUAGUAGAAACUCCAGUGCAAUAACUGUUAGCUGGCCAUCAGCUAGAAGUCUUCUGGAUGGAUACAUCAUUUCAAUAUCCAGCAAAAGCUUAAUGAAAGAGGAAGUCCUCCUGUCUUCCACACAAAGGACCUUCACAUUUAAUAGCCUUGCUUCAGGGACUGACUUUUUAAUUAGCAUUAUAACUACCAAGGGACUGAAGAGAAGCCAUCCUACUGUCCUCAUGGUUAGCACUUAUCCAGACCCACCAUCAGAUUUGAUGAUUUUGGGGCAGGAAGAAAACACAAUAUAUUUGUCUUGGAAACUUCCACAAGGAGGCUUUGAAAAGUUUCAGGUAAAGAACAGUGCUGCUGUUACACAACCUUGA